Dendrobium catenatum is the source of this 6417-nucleotide messenger RNA. Its product is annotated as callose synthase 10. The coding region runs from base 356 to 6139 and encodes 1927 amino acids. The record is from RefSeq and is a predicted model, not a curated record. The transcript has 51 exons. Gene Ontology annotation, cellular component: plasma membrane; 1,3-beta-D-glucan synthase complex. Gene Ontology annotation, molecular function: 1,3-beta-D-glucan synthase activity. Lineage: Eukaryota; Viridiplantae; Streptophyta; Magnoliopsida; Asparagales; Orchidaceae. Gene Ontology annotation, biological process: (1->3)-beta-D-glucan biosynthetic process.
AGUUGACCUAAUAUCCUUCCGCAUGAAGAAAGCCGCCAAAUUCCGCCAUGGAAACUGCAGUGUGAAAUCGGACUGCGUAACUGCGGUGAUUAAUUUUGCAGGAAAAAGCCCUUCAUAUAAGAGAGCUUUACGUGUGAAGUUGCAAGCUCGUUCUCCGAUCUUCUCCUCCACCUCUUCAACCGUCCGCUAAUCCUAAUACCCUCGUCCCCUGAACCUAACUCCUUCGACGGACAUAGGUUUUCCACCUCCGUCCCGCCUUCUCAGACUGGUUGUCCAAACCUGCACCCACGCCCUAGACCUUGCCUCAAAAGUUCAAUUCAUCCGCCGGAGCUAGGUUAUUACCUCUCUGGCGGCCAUGACGGUCUACGAAAAUUGGGAGCGUCUCGUGCGGGCGACGCUGCAGAGGGAACAGCUUAGGAGCGCUGGCCAGAGGCCUGGCCAGUCCGCAUCGGGGCUCGCUGGAGCCGUUCCUCCGUCCCUCGGCCGGGCCGCUAACAUCGAUGCAAUCCUGCAAGCUGCAGAUGAAAUUGAGGAUGUGGACCCCAAUGUUGCGAGGAUCCUGUGUGAGCAAGCAUAUAGUAUGUCACAAGAUUUGGAUCCAAACAGUGAGGGCAGGGGUGUACUUCAGUUCAAGACUGGUUUGAUGUCAGUCAUUAAGCAAAAGCUUGCAAAGAAAGAUGGUACUACAUUUAAUCGUCAACAUGACAUUGAACACUUGUGGAAAUUUUACCUAAACUAUAAAAGGAGGUAUCAAGUUGAAGAUAUCCAGAAGGAGCAGCAAAAGUUGAGGGAGUCCAGAAUCUUCACUGGAGAGAUGGAAGCAAGAGUACUGGAAUUGAGAAGGGCAUAUAGCACACUAAGGGCAUUGAUUGAUGUCCUAGAGUUUCUUGUGGGAGACAAAGUUACUGAUGGAACUAGUAGGCUUAUAAUGGAGGAGGUUAAAAGGAUAAAGAAAUCUGAUGCCGCACUUGGUGAAGACCUUACACCAUACAACAUUGUCCCUCUUGAUUCUCCCUCUGUAACCAAUGCCAUUGGUUUUUUCUUCGAAGUAAAAGCUGCAAUAUCUGCAAUUGGAUAUUCCUCAGAUUUACCAAGGAUUCCUGCUGAAUUUAAGGCCGCUGUGCUUAGAAGUAUGGAUAUGUUUGAUCUCUUGGAGUUUGUUUUUGGAUUUCAGAGGGACAAUGUUCGCAACCAACGUGAAAAUGUAGUUCUUACCAUAGCAAAUGCUCAAUCUCGUCUAGGUUUGCCAACUGAUGUGGAACCUAAAAUUGAUGAAAAGGCUAUCAAUGAAGUUUUUUUAAAGGUAUUGGACAAUUACAUCAAAUGGUGUAGAUAUGUUGGCGUGCGGAUUGCUUGGAAUAGCUUCGAAGCAAUUAAUAAAAGCAGAAAGAUUAUUUUGAUUUCUUUGUACUUUCUUAUCUGGGGUGAGGCUGCCAAUGUGCGUUUUAUCCCUGAAUGCCUUUGCUACAUUUUUCACCAUAUGGCAAAAGAGUUGGAUGCGAUAUUAGACCAACCAGAAGCUGCUCAUGCAAAAAGCUGUACCAGUAGUGAUAAUUUUGUAUCAUACCUUAAAGAAAUUAUCACUCCUAUAUAUGAUACUCUUGAUGCUGAGGUUAAAAGAAACAAUAAUGGAAAGGCUGCUCACUCAGCAUGGAGGAACUAUGACGAUUUUAAUGAAUAUUUUUGGUCACCAUCCUGCUUUCAUUUGGGCUGGCCAAUGAAAAAGGAUUCCUCAUUUUUGUUGAAACCAAGCAAAAAGAAGAGGACAGGAAAGAGCAGCUUUGUUGAACAUCGAACAUUUUUGCACUUGUAUCGUAGUUUUCACAGGCUAUGGAUUUUUCUUUUCUUAAUGUUUCAGGGGUUAACAAUAAUUGCAUUUCGCAAGGGACGCAUUAACCUGGACACUUUUAAGAUAGUGCUUAGCGUUGGACCAUCAUUUUUUGUUCUGAACUUCAUUGAGAGUUGUUUGGAUGUUCUUUUGAUGUAUGGUGCUUAUAGAACUGCUAGAAGAUUUGCGCUAUCAAGGGUUUUUAUUAGGUUUACUUCAUUUGGUUCCGUUUCUGCAUUUGUAAUGUACCUUUACUUGAAGGUACUGGAUGAAAGAAACAGUAAAAACUCGGAUUCGACAUACUUCCGGAUUUUCAUUCUUGUUCUGGGUGUUUAUGUGGCCAUCCGUGUGAUAUUUGCUCUAACAAUCAAAAUUCCAGCUUGUCACAGGAUAUCAAAUGUGUCAGAUCGUUGGCCAUUUUUUCAGUUUUUCAAGUGGAUUUACCAGGAGCGAUACUUUGUCGGCCGUGGUCUUUAUGAAAGGACAAGUGAUUAUGCCAGAUAUGUGGCUUUUUGGUUGGUGAUAUUUGCUUGCAAAUUUACUUUUGCAUACUAUCUUCAGAUUCACCCCCUUGUGGAACCGACGAAAAUAAUUGUAGGAUUACAAGGGCUAACAUACUCUUGGCAUGAUCUCGUCUCAAAGGGAAAUAAAAACGCUUUAACGAUCCUUAGUCUUUGGGCACCUGUGUUUGCAAUCUACCUUAUGGAUAUUCAUAUAUGGUACACUCUUUUGUCAGCCCUUGUUGGUGGUCUAAUUGGUGCACGGGCUAGAUUGGGGGAGAUUCGCUCAAUUGAAAUGCUUCAAAAGAGAUUUGAGAGUUUUCCAGAAGCCUUUGUUAAAAAUCUUGUUUCUGACCAAUCAAGAAGGAUGCCCCUUCCUAGGCAAUAUGCUCAGGACCUUCAUAAGGCAUAUGCUGCUACAUUUGCUCCAUUUUGGAAUGAUAUCAUAAAAAGUCUUAGAGAAGAAGAUUAUAUCAGCAAUAGGGAAAUGGAUUUGCUUUCUAUGCCAAGCAAUUCAGGAAGUUUAAGAUUAGUUCAGUGGCCAUUAUUUCUUUUGAGUAGCAAGAUCCCAUAUGCCCUUGAAUUGGCUGGAGCCUGUGAGGAUAAUCAAGCUGAUCUAUGGAACCGAAUAUCUAGGGAUGAGUACAUGGCUUAUGCUGUUCAGGAAUGCUACUAUAAUGCUCAGAACAUUCUACAAUCUAUAAUUGAUGAUGGAGAAGGAAGACUUUGGGUUGAACGGCUAUUUCGUGAGAUUAACAACAGUAUAUCAGAGAGCUCUCUUUUGGUUACUGUGUUACUUAAGAAACUGCAGCUGGUAGCAUCUAGACUUAACGCUUUGACGGGACUCCUAACACGAAAUGAAACUCCUGAGCUGGCUCGGGGUGCUGCAAAAGCUGUAUAUGAUCUGUAUGACGUUGUUACUCAUGAUUUCCUGACACCAAACCUUAGCGACUUUUUUGAUACAUGGAAUAUUUUAGCGAAAGCAAGGCACGAGGGAAGGCUUUUCUCUAGAAUACUGUGGCCCACUAAUCCGGAACUUAAGGAGCAGAUUAAACGCCUGCAUCUACUUCUAACUGUUAAAAAUUCAGCUGCCAAUAUCCCAAAAAAUCUUGAAGCUAGAAGAAGGCUUGAAUUUUUCGCGAAUUCAUUAUUCAUGAAAAUGCCUCCAGCAAAGUCUGUUUCUGAAAUGAUACCUUUUAGUGUUUUCACUCCAUACUAUAGUGAAACCGUGCUGUACAGUUUGUCAGAUCUGAGAGUAGAAAAUGAGGAUGGAAUUUCUAUCCUUUUCUAUCUUCAAAAAAUUUUUCCAGAUGAAUGGGAGAAUUUUCUCGAGCGGAUUGGGCGAGGUGAAUCAACUGCUGAGUCUCUACAAGAUAGCUCAAGUGACACACUAGAACUGCGUUUUUGGGCAUCUUAUCGUGGUCAGACAUUAGCAAGAACAGUACGUGGUAUGAUGUACUAUAGAAGAGCUCUUAUGCUCCAAAGCUACUUGGAGAGAAGAAGUUCUGUAGGUAAUCUAAUAAGCUGUUGUUGCUUAUUUUUUCCAUUUGCUAUCUUUCUGCUGGACUUGGCUUACCGGUAUAAAAUUGCAGGAGUUGAAGAUGGAUAUUCUGGAGCUGAUUUUAUUAAUACCGAAGGAUUUGAAUUGUCUUCUGAUUCUCGUGCCCAGGCUGAUCUUAAAUUUACUUAUGUUGUCUCAUGUCAAAUUUAUGGGCAGCAGAAACAGAAGAAAGCACCAGAGGCUGCAGAUAUUGCUCUACUUAUGCAAAGAAAUGAAGCCCUACGGGUUGCUUUUAUUCAUGUGGAGGACAUUUCAUCAUCUGAUCGUAUAAUUAAGGAAUACUACUCAAAGCUCGUAAAGGCUGAUGUCCAUGGAAGAGAUCAGGAAAUAUAUUCCAUCAAACUUCCUGGAGAUCCUAAGCUUGGAGAAGGGAAACCUGAAAAUCAAAAUCAUGCUAUAAUUUUUACCCGUGGUGAAGCUAUCCAGACUAUUGAUAUGAAUCAGGACAACUACCUUGAGGAAGCUAUAAAGAUGAGGAAUCUACUUGAAGAAUUCGGGGGUAAUUAUGGUAUUCGAGCUCCUACAAUCCUUGGCUUGAGGGAGCAUGUUUUCACUGGAAGUGUGUCCUCACUGGCAUGGUUCAUGUCAAAUCAAGAAACUAGCUUUGUUACUUUGGGUCAACGAGUUCUGGCAUAUCCUUUGAAGGUUCGUAUGCAUUAUGGGCAUCCUGAUGUUUUUGAUAGAUUGUUUCACAUAACUAGAGGGGGAAUAAGCAAGGCAUCUCGUGUAAUUAAUAUCAGCGAAGAUAUUUAUGCAGGUUUCAACUCUACCCUGCGGCAAGGAAAUAUUACGCACCACGAAUAUAUUCAGGUUGGGAAAGGUAGGGAUGUUGGUUUGAAUCAAAUUGCGUUGUUUGAGGGAAAAGUGGCUGGUGGAAAUGGAGAACAAGUUUUAAGUAGGGAUGUCUAUCGUAUUGGGCAGCUGUUUGACUUUUUCAGAAUGCUAUCUUUCUACUUUACUACCGUGGGUUACUACUUAUGUACAAUGAUGACUGUUCUAACUGUGUACAUUUUCUUAUACGGAAGAGUUUACCUUGCACUCUCUGGGCUUGAUUCUGCCAUCUCGUUCAAAGCUAAGAUUUCGGGAAACACUGCACUUGAUGCUGCUUUAAAUGCUCAGUUCUUGGUUCAGAUUGGCGUUUUCACUGCCGUGCCAAUGAUAAUGGGAUUCAUUUUGGAACUGGGAUUACUUAAGGCUUUGUUUAGUUUUGUUAUCAUGCAACUGCAGUUGUGUGCAGUUUUCUUUACAUUUUCGCUUGGAACCAAAACACAUUAUUUUGGCCGAACAAUUCUUCAUGGAGGUGCCAAAUAUAGAGCAACUGGAAGAGGUUUUGUUGUCCGCCAUAUCAAAUUUGCUGAGAAUUAUAGGCUUUACUCAAGAAGCCAUUUUGUCAAGGCGCUUGAGGUUGCUCUACUUCUCAUUGUUUACAUAGCAUAUGGUUACACAGAGAACGGUGCAUCUUCAUUCAUAAUCCUCACUAUCAGUAGCUGGUUCCUUGUUAUUUCAUGGCUCUUUGCCCCAUAUCUCUUUAAUCCCUCUGGCUUUGAGUGGCAGAAGACUGUUGAGGAUUUUGAUGAUUGGACUAGCUGGCUUCUUUAUAAAGGUGGAGUUGGUGUGAAAGGGGAACACAGCUGGGAAUCUUGGUGGGAUGAGGAGCAGAUGCAUAUACAAACAAUGAGAGGUCGUAUCCUGGAGACAAUUCUGAGCAUUAGGUUUGCCAUAUUUCAGUAUGGAAUUGUGUACAAGUUAAAUCUCACGGGAAAUGAUACUUCGCUUGCAAUAUAUGGCUAUUCCUGGGUUGUGCUGUUUGUCUUUAUCAUGAUUUUCAAGAUUUUUACCUUCAGUCCAAGAAAAUCUUCCAAUCUCCAGCUUCUGUUGCGUUUUAUACAAGGUGUAACGUCAAUUGGAAUUAUUGUAGCAAUCGCCUUAUUCGUAGCAUUCACAGACUUAUCUGUCACCGACCUAUUUGCCAGUAUACUGGCAUUUGUGCCGACCGGUUGGGCUAUCUUAUGCAUUGCAAUCACGUGGAAAGGGCUGGUGAGGAGCUUGGGCUUGUGGGACUCUGUGCGAGAGGUUGCUCGAAUGUAUGAUGCUGGGAUGGGAAUGUUGAUUUUUGCUCCUUUGGCUUUCCUCUCAUGGUUCCCUUUUAUUUCCACGUUCCAGUCCCGCCUCCUUUUCAACCAGGCUUUCAGCAGAGGCCUGGAGAUCUCUCUCAUUCUUGCAGGAAACAAAGCUAAUGUUCAAGCCUAAUCCUGCGUUUGGUCAGCUUUUUGUAACGCAGUGGAAUCUAUUGAAGGUAGGCUUCUAACGGUUUGAAAUCCCUUUUUAACUGGAAAAUGCUUCAGCUUGUUCGUGCUUUUUUAUAUAUUUUGUAAUCCAAAUAUACAAAGCUAGUGGUUCAUUUUGAUUUUUUUUUUUUUUAAAUGAAGUUCUCUCGUCCUCGGAUCUCGUCAUAUUUACCGUGUGAAGUUCAGAAAAACAUAACAUUUAUCUUUUUUACUUGGUUGGAAGUUAAGGUUGCAGUAUCA